AUGGUUAGAACUACAAGAUUGUGUCAGGUUUUAGGCAGAAUUUUAGGAAGAGCCUUAGGUAGACAAGUUAGUGGUGAUGCGGAAGAAGGCUCUCAGCGUCGAAAGCCGACAAUAUUGGCACAUAGAGAACAAGCACAUGCAGCUGUUGUAGAGGAUUUUGAGAAUGUGGAUAAUGCUGCUGACAAGGUUCAUGAGAAGUCUCAUGAUCCAUUUACAGAUCAUGUAGCUACUGAUACAAAGGGUUUUCCAGACGGGUCCCAAGAUACAUCGGUGUUGAAGGAUUAUGCUUAUCAUGUGGCAGUUAAAGUUUGGGCAGGAGAGAUAUUGGCCUCUCAUGGGAGGAAGGUAGAGAAAUUUGGAAGGCAUGCACCAAAGAUUGAAGGCAUUGUGGCUGCUACGAGAUUAAGUUCUCUGAUUACAUGUUCGUUGGACAAGGGACUUUUAUCUGCUUUUGCGGAGAGGUGGUGUUUGCGGCCGACAAGUGUACCGAAUCGCACAAGUAUAUAA
Molecule: messenger RNA, 507 nt
Organism: Glycine soja
Lineage: Eukaryota; Viridiplantae; Streptophyta; Magnoliopsida; Fabales; Fabaceae
Exons: 3
Coding region: 1-507 (168 amino acids)
Source: RefSeq, a predicted model, not a curated record